Messenger RNA from Coregonus sp. 'balchen', 6193 nucleotides. The record is from the annotation of a GenBank genome assembly. Lineage: Eukaryota; Metazoa; Chordata; Actinopteri; Salmoniformes; Salmonidae.
AUGCAGACAGAGAGAAAAUGGCACAUACUGUUGAGUAUAUUCCUUCUGCUGAUCACCUCGAGCCAGUGCAUGGACAGGAAGGAAGUGAAGCAGAAAGAGAGAAGGACCCUGCUGGACCUUAUCUUACAGGUUAUCGGAGACAGCCAAUGGGGGGACAAGCCUGCAGUCUCCAGGCGCUAUAACAGUGGCCUCUUCCCUGCAGCCCAAGAGAUGAAGUUCUCCUCUCGAGAAAAGCCUUUAUAUGUUCCUAGGCUGGAUAACAGUAGACCCAUAGGUAAGCUGAUAAGAUUUAUUUUUAGGCCAUGAUGAAACUGUAAUCCCUAUUUCACUGGGGCGUGACAGCUGCCUCUGGUCUGUAUCAAUAUGUCUGCUACUGUAGCCUUUUGUGCAUGAUUACUUGUCCUUUUCUAUGUAGGAAAUGUCACACUAUGAUUUGAAGAGGUGAGAGCUGUCAAUAAAUUAUGACUAUUUUAUAAACAAUCUGUUUUUAUAAAUGUAAUCGAUGCAAGUAUGCUUCACUAUUUGGGGAUGAGACAAUAUCAGCAAUUGAUUCAACAGGCUCUACAUUACAAUUAAUUAGGGGAGCUAUCUGUAUUUCUGUCUCUGAUGUGAUAGUGUGUGAAGUGUGGAUCUAUGUUCCAGUUCCCUUUUGGCACCUUGAAAGAGCCACAAUCCACCCUCUCACUUGGCUAGUGAGGUAUCACCGCAUCAUGCAAAAGAUUAUCAAUGGCUGACGCAGGCCAGGGCAUCACCAACCAAGUUGCCCAGGGAGGAGCAUCAUUAGCAUACUAAACUUGUGAAUGAUUCAUUCAGUUCAGGAUACAUUGCGGAAUCUCAAACCAUGAAUGAUCAGCCUCCUCUAGCUUCUUGGCCAGCCAAUGGUGAGCGUCACAGGAACUCAUCACAGGUGACGUGAGACCAGGACACUCACGUGGCACACAGUUUAGUCAGCUGUGAACACACAGCCAUUUUUACCACAUUCACUGACUUAAUUUCACCUGUAAGAUCGAAAGACUAUAUUAAUAUAAAAGCCUUUUUGAUCUAGUGGAACAAUGGAAUCCAUGUGAUUUGUGUUGGCUUUUGGAACUUGGUCAGAUGUACUGAACGGGAAGUAUUUGAUACGUUUAGAGUCAAUUUAUUCAUUUAGUCAAAUUCUGUGACUGGUAAAAGCAUUACUCAUUGCCUUAGAAUUUGUUUUGCAUGGCUUUGAUAUAUCUUUGAAGUCAUUGUCAAGUGAGAGUAUGGGUGGUGUUACUGUGCCUUUAAGACAUUACAAAAUAGCAUAUGCUAACUGGGACUGAGCCAUACUAGUAAAUCCUUAAUACUCAUCUGUGCAAUUGUGUGAGCAAUGCUACACAUUCCCUCAGACUGUCCAUAUUACCAUCCAAAAGAUUGGUUUAAGAAAUGCUUUAUUGGGACAUCCCCCUAAUGUUGUCGAAGCAGUGUCUUAGACCCACUGUGUAACAGGCAAGAGAACCACACAGGCCGCUGGCCAUACGGAAUGUACAUUUUGAGGAAGUCAAAAUGUUGCACAUUAGCAAGUGCUGUGUGCGCCAUUCCUUAAGACCCACAGUCACACUAGUUUGUCUAUGUUUUGCACGCAAGGAAGGAAGGAGAAAUACCUCCUGCACACAGUUUCCAUUCUCUUUGCCAAUGUGUACUAGGUAUCUCUCUUUUCUUACCAUCAGGUAAUCCAGACAUCUCCAGCAGCAAGACAAUAUUAUUGGAUUUAUAGGCAAUGCUUUUGAUGUCCUACCGGCAGUGGUGGAAAAAGUACUAAAUUGUCAUACUUGAGUAAAAGUAAAGAUACCUUAAUAGAAAAUGACUCAAGUAAAAGGGAAAGUCACCCAGUAAAACACAACUUGAGUAAAAGUCUAAAAGUAUUUGGUUUUAAAUAUACUUAAGUAUCAAAAGUAAAUGUAAUUGCUAAAAUAUACUUAAGUAUCAAAAGUAAAAGUAAAAGUAUAAAUCAUUUGAAAUUCCUUAUAUUAAGCAAAGCAGACGGCUCAAUUUUCUAGUUUUUUUAAAUUUAUUUACGGAUAGCCAGGGGCACACUCCAACACUCAGACAUAAUUUACAAACAAAGCAUUUGUGAUUAGUGAGUCUGCCAGAUCAGAGGCAGUAGGGAUGACCAGGGAUGUUCUCUUGAUAAGUGUGUGAAUUGGACAAUUUUCCUGUCCAAAUGUAACAAGUACUUUUGGAUGUCAGGGAAAAAAUGUAUGAAGUAAAAAGUACAUUAUUUUCUUUAGGAAUGUAGUGAAGUAAAAGUAAAAUUUGGCAAAAUAGAAAUAGUAAAGAAAAGUACAGAUACCAAAAAAAACGACUUAAGUACUACUUUAAAGUAUUUUUACUUAAGUACUUUACACAACUGCCUACCGGUUAGUGUUCGCAUUUACCUGCCGUUUUCACACUUACACAACUCACAUCUGAUCUGGAUUGGAGCCAGGUUAAGGUUUCAGGACCCUUAUCCCCCUUACGUCAGACCCAUAGCCUAUUCAUCUUUUUAUAUUGGAGUGAUGACUUGUUGUUUUCCGUAGUGCCCAGUUGUAUGUCUGGACAUCAAACGCAUUGCCUAAGCUUACUGUAGUGGUUUGUAUUUGAACCGAUCAUCUUCUGCGAUUUCUGCAUCAGAGAGUACUGUUCAUUCCUCAGUCCAGUCUGGUAAAAUUAGCACAGCAGCUAGCUGCACUGAAUUCUUUUUAUGACAUUGAUACGCAUUAUAACUGCCGGGCUAUAAUCUCCUUGAACUGUUAGCCUGAAUGCAUCUGACACCUGUAUGCUUUGCAUGUUUGGAGAGUGGAUGGGCUUGGCUGAGCUACAGAAUGUGUGCAAUGAGUCUCCAAGCCUGUUGGCUUGUCCUCAGUUGUGGGGAAAUCUGGGAAUCUGUGUAUGGGCAUUUCCAUGGUAACAAAAUUACACUGAGGCUCCAAUUUUCACUUUAAAAUGUACGCCAAACAAAAACCAUUGAUUGCAAAGUUAAACAAACCAUCUAUGCACAAGGACUACUUUUAACCAUUUCCACUGAACAUUUUACAAAAGCAGAUGUAAAGCAUAGCACAGUAGAGUUCAGUACAGCACAGUAGAGUAUAGUUCAGUUCAGUACAGUAAAGUACAGUACAGAAGGGGAGAGCAGAUAUCAGUACAGUAUAGUACAAUACAGCAAAUUAUACUGUACUCUACUAUAGUGUCCUCUACUGUACUGUACUAAACUCUACUGUACAGUACAGUACUGUAUUGUACUGACCUAUACUUUACUCUACUUUUCUUUACUGUACUGUACUGUGAUGUGCUCUACUGUACUGUACUGUGCUGUCCAAACUUGUGAAACAGAUGUCUAUCAUUGGUUCAGAUUUGGACUGACCAAAUUUCAACUACUUUUCAACGUCCAUGGACGUCCAAUGUCAGUCGGUGCUCAGUGGGUGAGGAGGCUGGUUACAGUAAAUGGAAAGAGAGGGGGCUCAUGGGUAGGUGUCAGCAAGAACCGGGAGAAGUGAUAUUAACUGGAGAGAGCGAGAAGAGAGAUAGGGAGAAAGAGAGGGAGAGGUUGUCCAGACUGUUUUCACACUCUUGCUUUGACCACCACGCGACAGAAAGAGGAAGAAGACCGUUAAUAAGAGCUGAACAUAACAGUAUGCCAGUGGACGGGAGGACAGUAGCAGGUGGCCUAACUGUGUUUUGUAACUACUAUGAUUUCCCAUUGUAGCCAAUUCAAUUGCAGUCAUUCUGUUACUUACCUUUUGGUAAUUCUGUUACUGAUUUGGUAACAGAAUGACGCAUUUUAAUCACUUAAUAAUUCAUAAACCCAAUUGUUAUCAGUAAAAACACUAUAGCUAAUUGGUAGGUCUACUUUUACUUGUUACUUCUGUAAACUUUCAUUAGGAGGGAGAGAAAUCAGAAAAUAUCUUAAAGAUAUGUGGGUUUUUGGAAUCAGAAUGACAAGACACUAGGCAAUAUUUCUUAAACUUACAAAAGGCAAAUAAUUUCUGCAAAACUAAAUUCAAAUGUUGAUAUUAGUUGGCAGGGGUCUUUACUUCAACAUUAUUGUGUUUUGAUUUAUUUAUAAUACCAAAGAUUUUUAAAGAUAUUUUUGCUAGACGUUUUCUAAGACCCCUUUUCAAUCUGUUUGAAAUCAAAGUCUCCCUAAUUUUAAGGAUGGAAAAUUGUAAAUUUUUUUAUAUAUGCCUUAAUUUAUCCAAAAUAUAGACUUAGAUUACAUUUGACACCAGAUUUUAUGUGCUUCUAUGAACUUCACAUGUUAGUGCUCAUGCACUUCAAUCAGUGUAGAUGAAGGGGAUGGCAACUCAAUACUAGGAAGGUGUUCCUAAUGUUUGGUAUACUCAGUGUAUAUAAAAAUGAAAUAAAAAUACUUAAGAACUCAUAGUUGUUUUAUCCCAUCAGCUCUCUUCCAUGCUAGAAAAUGUAUAGGCCUAUUCUCUGAUGGCACUUUCUUUACUUUAUAAUAUAAGCACAGGUGUGAUGGUUGUUUGUUCGUAUUUACAUUGCCUUACUUUAAAUGUUGUAAUAUUUAAAAAUUUACCUAUUACUAAAGGGUUAUCUUAAAGCUGAAAUCCGUAAAGGGGUAAACAGCGCCACUGUUCUUUGUUAUUGUUUUUGUUUUGUUGAUGAAAUGGAAGACAGGAGCGUCCGGCAGCGUGGUAAAAAAAAAAAUCAUCAUCAUGUGGCCAGUGACACUUUGCUUCUAGAAAGUCCAAUAUCUUGAAAACUUUACUGCUGACAUGCAAAACAUUUUGGGACUGUAUCAACAGUGGACUAAUGAAAAUAAAUACUAAAAGAUCGUUUUUGAGUGGAUUUUUCCUUUAAUGCUAAGAGGUUUCACAGAUUGGUUACUUUUCUUUUUCUUUUUUGUAGAUAUUGUCCCAAGAGAUGUAAACCUGAAAGACAAGUUCAUAAAGCAUUUCACAGGUAAGAAAACUGAUAUUAAAAUUUUUUCAAUCAACAUUCUAUUUUUUCCAUUUGUUUCUGGAUCAAUCUCACCUUACAUCUGGGGCCAUAUGCAUCAAGCCUCUUAGAGUAGGAGUCUAGGAUCAGGUCCCCUCUGUCCAUGUAUUGUUAUUCAUUGUGAUCUAAGAGGCAAAACGUAUCCAAAAUCAGCACUUCUACUCUGAUACCCUUGAUGCAUACAGCCCUGCACACAUUAUAGCAGCUACAAAUAUUUUAAAUCCAUGUAGAACUAUUUAGUUUGGCAGGGGAAGACUCUCGGCUCUGUGAGCUGAAUCCACAUGACCCUUAAUUUCUGAGUCCCGCCUCUUGAAUGCCUAAUCAAGUAGCUUUCCAAAGUUCAAUCAUGGUGUCAGAGACCCUAAUUCAACAUUAUUCCUACAUGAGAAUGAAAUCCCUAAAACUAUGUUAUUGCCUUGGAUGGGUCUCACAGAUGUGCUGGAGAAAGUUGUCAUUAAAUGAAUUUCUGAUGGCCAUAGGGGAGAGAAGUGAGCAUAUUACUCCGACAGAAACAGCCAGGGUAAAGUUGAAGGCAACGUAAUGUUAAGCUACUUAUUUGUAGCAGGACCUCUGAACAGACUUCAGUAAUUGUUGUGAAAAUCUGUGGCUCGCUAAAUGCCCAGAAGUACUUAGGAGUGAUCAUUAAGUCUAUUGUCUGAGUCCUUUUGUGAUGUCAUGUCAUGUAGUAUGAACCAGUAGAGCAAUGAUUCUUGAGUCUGGGCAGAGCAAGGUUUAUUUGAACAUCUUGGUACAUAUGCAGAAACAUACAUAAAAUGUUAUGUCAUACAAUUUAAAACACAAGUGAAAUAUAUAAUCAGCCUAACCAUAUGGACAGUGCAUCAUCAAUAAGUCAUAGACAACAAAUUGGCAUACCCCAUAAAUCAAUAAAAAUGCAUAUCAAUGUAGUUAGUGAUAGAGAGUGUAAUUUGUCAUUUGCAUAGUUGGAGCUCUGCCUUAGUGAAAGGAUAUCUUGACUGCUAGAUAAUGCUUUGCAUGCUUGUCCAACAAUAUUGUUGCUCUUUUGAUGUUGUUGCUAAUGGCAAAUGAUAUCAACUUCAGUUCUGUUAUUGAAAUAUUAAAAAGGAGGAAAGGAAAUGGAACACAUGAUUUCUUUUGUUUUUUGUUUCCUGAUAAGAACUUUUAUUUUUAAGCAGGACCAGUCAAGUUCUCAUCGGAAUGUAGAACACAUUUUCAUAGACUCUAUCACAACACAAGGGACUGUUCAAAACCAGCA